Molecule: messenger RNA, 4453 nt
Organism: Zingiber officinale
Lineage: Eukaryota; Viridiplantae; Streptophyta; Magnoliopsida; Zingiberales; Zingiberaceae
Product: transcription termination factor MTERF15, mitochondrial-like
Exons: 2
Coding region: 72-1205 (377 amino acids)
Biological process (GO): regulation of DNA-templated transcription; chloroplast organization
Cellular component (GO): chloroplast
Molecular function (GO): double-stranded DNA binding
Source: RefSeq, a predicted model, not a curated record
AGCAAAAGUGAAAUUUGUGGGUAGCUGAAAUUAGGUUUUCCAAUUUGGUCUUUGCGUGACGCGCCGUCCCGAUGCUUCACCUUCACUCCCUAGUCCGCUGCCGUGCGCUCCUUCCAUCGAUCGAACUCCGUCGCGUCUUCUUCUCCACCGGCGCUUCCGCAUCUUCCUCAGUCGCUACCGCUUCUCCCGAUCCUCACUUCCUUGUCGAGUACCUCGUGAAUACAUGCGGGUUCACCGCCGACGAUGCUUCCAAGGUCUUCAAGUCGCGCCCCCGUUUUCGGUCCGCCGAGAAGGCCGACGCCGUUCUUGGAUUUCUCAAAUCUCAGGGCCUUGAUGGCGCGAAUCUCAGAAAGCUAAUAACUUGGAAGCCAAAUUUGUUCGGCUGGGAUGUGGAGACGAACCUCGCUCCAAAGUUCAAAUUUUUGCGCGACAUGGGGUUCUCUGAGUCCGACGCCGUCAAUGUCGUUAUGCUGCACCCCACCAUUCUUUCCCUCAGCAUCCAGAACACGCUUCUCCCCAAAUUGAAGUUUUGGGAAAGUCUUUUUGGAUCCAAGGAGAUCCUCCUCAAGAAUCUCCGGAGGGGUAACAGGUUUAUAGGCAACAGCAUUGAGAAUGUGGUACGCCCGAACUUGAACUUUUUACGGGAUGAAUGUGGUAUUCCUGAAGAGCGAGUUUCUCUUGCCAUUAAAAGGCACCCCAGUUUCAUCGUGCUGAACCCAGAUACCUUCCGGGCUCUGGUGGAUAGAGCUGACGGGCUUGGAGUUCCCCGGGGAUCUAGAAUGUUCCUCUGGAUCCUUUAUGUGCUGCACGCGGUCAGCAGGGAAAAAUUUGAAGCCCAAGUAAAGCUCAUGAACAGUUUUGGUUGGUCGAACUCCGAUUUCAGUACUGCAAUCAAGAAAUAUCCAAAAUUUUUAAGCCUUUCCAUAGAAUCAUUGCAGAGAAAGAUGGAAUUUUUGGUCAAGGAUGUUGGGAUUGCACCUUCAGACAUUGCUUACCACCCGAUGCCUUUAGGAUUAAGUUUGGAAAAGAGGUUAAUUCCUCGAUUUCGUGUGAUGGAGAUAUUGAAAUCUGAAGGGUUAUGGACGUCAAGAAACAAGAUACAUGGAUUUUUAUCAUCAUCUGGUCCAAAAUUUUUGCAGAAGUAUGUGCUCCCUUACCAAGAUAUGCACCCCAAACUUCUUGAAGUUUUGUCUUGUGACGUGUAGCUGAGUUCAAAGGGAAUAAUCCAAACUGCUAAUGAAUGCUAGAUUUAUAUAGGUUUGAUUUUUAUGACUGGAUAAGCAAUGAUAUUGAACCAAUCUUGUCAUAGUUUUCAUAUGUUGUACUUGCAGUAUUCAUAUUAUAUAUUAUGAAUGUAACUGGUACUGUAGGCAUGAGGAUAUUAGGUUUCUGAGUUCCAUUUUGCAAUCUGAUUGAGUUGAGAAGGAUUUGUUAAAGGCCUUAUCACUUGAACUCCUUCCAAUUAGAAGAUAUUUGUCUUUUAGAAUCAUCAAUGAUAUAGAACCAAUCUUGUCCUAGUUUUCAUAUGGUUUACUUGCAGUAUUCAUAUUCUAUAUUAUGAAUGUAACUGUAAUUGUAGGCAUGAGGAUGUUAGGUUUUCUGAGUUCCAUUUUGCAAUCUAUUGAGUUGAAAUGGAUUUGUUUUAGGACCUUAGCAGUUGAACUCCUUCCAAUUAGAAGAUAUUUGUCUUUUAGAAUCAUCAAAAGCGAUUUUUGCCCUCUUUCACAAGCAGAGUUGGAUUUAAGCCUGAAAACAAUACCCAUCUGCCAAGAUUAUAGAAAAAUCAUUUUUAAUUUUCAUAUUCUAUAUUAUACAUGUCAUUGUUUCGGUAGACAUGAGGAUGUUAGGCUUUCUGAGUUCCAGUUUGCAACUCGAUUGAGUUAAACAGGAUUUGUUUUAGGGAUAUUCCAGUUGAAUUCCUUAUAAGAGGAAAUUUGUCUUUUAGAAUUAUGAAAGGCGAUUUCCCCCUUUUUGCAUGUAGAGUCAGAUGUAUGCUGAACCUAUUUUCUUUCAAAUUAGUCGGAACAUCAACCGGUUUAAUACUUUUGAAAGUUGAAGGAGCUUAGAAUUCAUAUUGCAAGCUCCUUCUUUGAGCUUUACAGAAAGUGCUAUUCUUAUUAUGAGGAAAGAGUUUAUCACCUGCUUAAGUAUUUGAAUCAAUGAGAACCGAAGGUACUAACAGUAUAGCAAUCAAUGGAAACUCUAUUUAUAAUAAUUCAUAGUCUUGCAUUGUGUAUUGUUGGAAAAUUAUUUAUAUAGUUAUCUCUAAAUAGUUAGAACUUAUAGCUUGUUGUUGUUAUUGUUGUGGUGUAGUGCAGUAGUGAUGAUAAACUUUUCCUGGACUAUUUUAUUUUGUUGUGCAAAUAAAUCCCUCAUUCUUUCCAGGACUAUCUUAUUUAUAAUAAUUCAUAGUCUUGCAUUGUGCAUUGUUGGAAAAUUAUUCAUAUAAACUCUAAAUAGUUAUAACUUCUUCUUGUUGCUGUUGUGGUGGGGUGAUGAUAAACCUUUCCUGGACUAUCUUAUUUUGUUGUGCAAAUAAAUCCCUCAUUCUUGGAUAUAUUAAUUUUUUGUUGAGAUGAUAUUUUGGAUUAGUUUCAGCAUUCCUGUGUGAGAAUUAAAUUUCAUGAGAUAAAAUAUCCAGAAAUUGCAUUUCUUUAAGCUGUAAAAUUACUAGCAAAAUGUUCCAUUACAGUGACUUUAGGGACUAAAAAUGGAACCUUAAAAUAUUUAAAGAAAUGAAGUUAUUAACUCUUUUCAGGCAUCAUAAAUUGAAAGGAAAAUAUUUUUGCAAACUAUUUUAUAUUAGUAUAACACUUUAUGUAAAAUAAAUGAAACCUUAAAUAUUUAAAGGAGCAGGUUAAUGUUUUUGCUAUUUUUUUUCAUUGGCAUGUAACGCAAAAUUGAAAUUUGUGGGUAGCUUUAAGAAAAUAUGAAACGUAUAGGGUGGUAAAUGUGAAAUUAGCCCUGAAGUGAAAAGCCUUUUGCAAUUAGGGUUUUGCGAUUUGGUCUUUGCGUUAUAUUCGUGGCGAGCUUUCCUGGUCGGCCGUCGCGAUGUUUCACCUUCACUCCCUAGUCCGCUGCCAUGCGCUCCUUCCAUCGAUCCAACUCCGUCGUCUCUUCUUCUCCACCGGUGCUUCCGCCUCCUCCUCAGUCGCCACCGCUUCUCCCGAUCCCCCCUUCCUUGUCGAGUACCUCGUGAAUACAUGCGGCUUCUCCACCGACGAUGCUUCCAAGGUCUCCAAGUCGCUCCCCCGUUUUCGGUCCGCCGAGAAGGCCGACGCCGUUCUUGGAUUUCUCAGAUCUCAGGGCCUUGAUGGCGCUAAUCUCAGAAAGCUAAUAACUUGGAUACCAACAUUGCUCGGCUGCGAUGUGCAGACGAUCCUAGCUCCGAAGUUCAAUUGUUUGCACGAAUUGGGGUUCUCUGAGUCCGACGCCGUCAAUGUCGUUAUGUUGCACCCCAUGAUUCUUUCCCUCAGCGUUCAGAACACGCUUCUCCCCAGAUUGAAGUUUUGGGAAAGUUUAUUUGGAUCGAGGGACAUUCUCCUCAGGAAUCUCCGGCGCUGUAAUAGGUUUAUGAGCACCAGCAUUGAGAAUGUGGUACGCCCUAACUUGAACUUCUUACGGGAUGAAUGUAAUAUUCCUGAAGAGCGGGUUUCUCGUGUCAUUAGAAGGCACCCCGGCUUCAUCGUGCAUAAUCCUGAAUCCCUCCGGGCUUUGGUAGAUAGAGCUGAGGGGAUUGGAAUUCCCCGUGAAUCUAAGAUGUUCCUCUGGAUCCUUGAUGUGCUGCACGGGGUCAGCAGGGAAAAAUUUGAGGUCCAAGUCAAGCUCUUGCACAGCUUCGGUUGGUCGAACUCGGAUUUCACUGCUGCAUUCAAGCAACGUCCAACCUUUCUAUGUCAUUCCACAGAAAUAUUGCAGAGGAAGAUGGAAUUUUUUAUCAAGGAUGUUGAAAUUAAACCUUCUGUGAUUGCUAACCACCCAAUCGUUUUAGCAUUUAGUUUGGAAAAGAGGUUAAUUCCUCGAUUUCAAUUGAUGAAGAUAUUGAAGUCUGAAGGGUUAUGGACUUCAAAAAUCCAGCUACAUAGUUUUUUCUCAUUGCCUGGUCCAAAAUUCUUUCAGAGCUUUGUUCUCCCUUACAAAGAUAAACUCCCCAAGACUUGUGAGCUGUAGCUGAGUUAAAGUUUUCAUGCUCCAGUGAGGAGUGAAGACGCCCACUGACACAAAGGGAUUCUUGGUCAGGUCUUAUAAAUGGAUGGCACCUGGGAACUGGGCACUAGCCCAAUCAACACAGCUGAUGACGCAAUGUUGGUUUGCCACUUUUUUUUUUUUCUUUUCUUAAGAAAGCUAAUUUGAGUUGCCAAAUUCCAUAAUGCUUGGCAUCUAAAAGUGUUCACAUAUGCUGAUAUGCAGAGUUUGUUGCAAGAAGAAAUUUGGCAAAAAUUAUAAGGGCUUA